This is a messenger RNA of Serpula lacrymans var. lacrymans S7.9, 1654 nucleotides long. RefSeq lists its product as uncharacterized. NCBI's taxonomy places the organism in Eukaryota, Fungi, Basidiomycota, Agaricomycetes, Boletales, Serpulaceae. The transcript has 8 exons. Gene Ontology annotation, biological process: NAD+ metabolic process; NADP+ biosynthetic process. Gene Ontology annotation, molecular function: NAD+ kinase activity. The coding region runs from base 26 to 1177 and encodes 383 amino acids. The record is from RefSeq and is a predicted model, not a curated record.
ACAACCAUCCCUCACGCAAAAUUCAAUGUUAUCGUCGUUGCGUCGGUGUAUGAGUCCGAGGCUAUCUUGGAGAGCACAUGCUUUCUCUCCCCAGUCGUGUCGCUUCACCUGGUUCAUCUUACGAAGGUCGAUCUCCCACCAGUCUAGGCCAAAUUCGCUAGCCUCGGCGUCGGUGACACAAGCCAUUCAACACGAAUCCUCACAUCCUCCAAAAACAAUCCUCAUAGUAAACAAAUUACGGACUCAACCUGUGAUACAAGCAAUUGAUGACUUUCUUGAACAUGUACGGACAUCGUAUCCAGGGGUCAGAGUGUUCGCUGAGGAUAGACCUGACAUCCCCGCUGGGGCAGAAGUGUGGCGUCCAGGUUCCCAGUCGGAAAAGGUUGAUCUAGUUGUGACGCUUGGUGGAGAUGGCACUAUCUUGCAUGCUGCAUCCUUGUUCAGUCUUGGGGCUGUCCCACCUGUCUUGAGUUUUUCUAUGGGCACCCUUGGGUUUUUACUCCCUUUCCAUAUCGAUGAUUUUGCCAAGGCACUCGAGAGUGUCUUUCAAGGGAAGGCUACCAUUCUGAACCGUAUGCGUUUGUCCUGCACAUUUUUCGACGGCGAUGGGCGAAAGAUAGGAGUGGAUGAAGAUGAGUGGCAGGUUAUGAAUGAAAUAGCCCUCCAUCGCGGCUCGAGUCCCCAUCUUAACACUAUUGAUAUAUAUGUUGAUGGCCAGCACCUCACUGAGGCUGUGUCUGACGGCGUGAUUGUUUCGACGCCAACGGGCUCAACAGCGUAUUCCCUGUCUGCUGGAGGUCCAAUUGUACACCCGUCAUUAAGUGCAGUAGUUCUUGUUCCUAUAUGUCCAAGAAGCCUCUCUUUUCGCCCACUCGUUUUCCCCUCAUCGUCUUCCGUUACACUUCGCAUUGGUGACCGCAGUCGUGCGGCGGCAGGUGUCUCAAUGGACGGGCGUGUAUCUCAUGUAUUGAAUCCAGGAGAUUCCGUGACGGUUCAAGUAUCGCCAUUUCCUGUUCCUUGUAUCAAUCGUUCUUCGAUUUCCGAGGAUGGGAGCGAGCGCCACACCGAAGGAGUAGGUCCGGGGAAAGAAGAUGAUUGGGUACGGGAUAUCAAUAACCUCCUACAGUACAAUGCUACGUUCAGGAGCAAGGCGUUGCUUCGAUAUAGUCGCACGUAGGUAAUUUGCAGCGAUGGACACGUGGAUAUUGUCUUUUUCAAAGCUAGUUGUCACUACUCUACUAGUGAUUCACCGUUGUUCCUGGCUUGCAUAUACGGAGUCCCGACAUGUCUAGUAUAACAAUGGCUUUGUUAUAGUCUUGUUUUAUAUAUUAUUUCUGGACAGCUGUUGAUAACAUUACAUCAGUUGAGAAUGAAUGGCCUUCCAUGGGCUCAAAAAACAAGCAUCACUAACCUAAUUUUUUGACAAAUCAUUUUAUAUGUAUCUAUCCUUACUCCUACCAAAAUCUAGGUCAACAACAUUUGUUUUUUGAGCCUGUGGAAGGCCGUUCUCAACUGAUGUACCAUUAUGUACAGCUGUCCAGGCAUAGUACAAGUCUCAUUCCCAGUUAAGUUGAACCUUAACUUAACCAGCACUAUUUUGAGUUGUUUGCUAUACCUGCUAUAGUAGCAUUUUUGUGAUAUACACAGUUUUCCU